UGGCCCAACCCUACAGUUUCAGUUUUUACCCAACGAAAAAAAAAAAACCAAACAAAAAAUACUCAUUAUUAUGGCCUCCGUUGUUCCUUAUCUCUUCCAGUUCCAGCUUUCUCCUCAGUGCUUGUUCGGUGUUCCUUCAUUGAACCUCCCACCCUUCUCGACCUCUUCCUUUUCCUUUCCCAUGGAUUAAAAGAUAAAUACACCGAAUCUAUCGAAAACCCAAUUGGUCCCCCAUGAAAUGAACGACUUCUAAGUCGCUAUAGGCUGCUGCUGCUGCUGCUUCUUCUUCUUCUUCCUGUGAGAAUCAGAGAAAGAUGAACAAGAGGAACCACCAAGAUACCUCCGGUGGAGGUGACUAUGGUGGCCUGCAGGGCAACGUAGGCAAAAGCGAUAGUUCAUCAAUGUCCAGUGGUAAGGCCAAGAUGUGGGAGGAAGAGCAGGACGCAGGAACAGGGGUGGAUGAUGAACUACUGGCGGUUUUGGGGUACAAGGUCAAGUCCUCCGAGAUGGAAGAUGUAGCCGAUAAGCUGGAGCAGCUCGGGAUGGUCAUGGAUGCGGCCCCAAAUCUAUUUUGCGACACCGUCCAUUACAAUCCCUCCGAUCUUUAUGGAUGGGUCCAGAGCAUGCUUUCCGAGCUCAAUAAUCCACCCAAUACCAUUCUUGACCCUAUGCUUCAGGGCCAGCAAAUCGACGAUCCUCUUCUUGCUCCUGCUGAAUUCUCGUCCGUCCCCACACUAGGUUUUUUGAAUUCCCAGCAACAGCGGCAGAUUGACACGACCCAGUCCUCUCGGAUUUACAACGACGACUCCGAGUAUGAUCUCAGAGCUAUUCCUGGUUCUGCUGCCUACCCCCAGACCCAAGACAGGGAAAGCAACCGAAAGCGAUUGAAAACCUCGAGUGGGUCUAAUUCUGCGCCUCCGCUGCUGCCAUCUUCUCCGCAAGCAGCUGGCGGUGCUGCGGCUGGUACAGUGUCUGAUUCGUCUAGGCCAAUAGUUCUAGCCGACUCGCAGGAGACUGGUGUCCGACUCGUCCACACUCUCAUGGCUUGCGCCGAAGCAGUUCAACAAGAAAAUUUGAAGAUUGCGGAUGCUCUCGUUAAACAAGUCCAUUUGCUUGCGGCCUCGCUAGCCGGUGCCAUGAAAAAAGUGGCCACGUACUUUGCCAAAGCAUUAGCUCGCCGAAUUUACAGAAUUUACCCACAAGAUUGCCUCGAUGCGUCCUACUCCGAUAUAUUACAGAUGCACUUCUACGAGACCUGCCCCUACCUCAAGUUUGCGCAUUUUACUGCAAACCAAGCGAUACUAGAAGCAUUUGCCACUGCCAGCAGAGUGCAUGUUAUUGAUUUUGGCUUAAAGCAGGGGAUGCAAUGGCCGGCACUAAUUCAAGCUCUCGCAUUAAGGCCUGGCGGGCCACCGGCUUUUCGGUUAACUGGAAUUGGCCCACCCCAGCCGGACAACAAGGAUGCUUUGCAGCAAGUCGGAUGGAAGCUGGCUGAAUUGGCCGAAACUAUCGGUGUCGAAUUCCAAUUCCGGGGAUUCGUCACCAAUAGCUUGGCCGAUAUCGAUCCGUCCAUGCUCGAUAUCCGGCCCCCCGAAGAAGAGGCCGUGGCUGUGAAUUCCGUGUUCGAGCUUCACCCCCUGUUGGCUAGACCUGGAGCGAUCGAGAAGGUGUUGUUAUCCAUCAAGGCCAUGAAGCCCAAGAUCGUCGCAGUGGUGGAGCAAGAAGCGAACCACAACGGACCGGUUUUCAUGGACCGGUUCACGGAGGCCUUACAUUACUACUCCAGUCUAUUCGACUCGUUGGAGGGGUCCACGUUGGUCCCUCCGACUCAGGACCUGAUAAUGUCCGAGGCGUACCUAGGGAGGCAGAUAUGCAAUGUCGUGGCUUCUGAAGGAGCCGACCGAGUAGAGCGGCACGAGACGUUGACUCAAUGGCGUACUAGGAUGGGAUCGGCCGGGUUCGAACCGGUGCACCUCGGAUCGAACGCAUUCAGGCAGGCCAGCAUGCUGUUGGCCUUGUUUGCGGGUGGGGAUGGGUAUAGGGUGGAUGAGAACGAUGGUUGUCUCAUGCUUGGCUGGCACACUCGGCCGCUCAUUGCCACGUCGGCUUGGCAACUCAUCACCACCGAUUCUUCAUGAGCGAACUCAACCCAGUGGGGUUUGGUGAGGUGACCAAAUAGACAUCGGAAGCGGUGGAAGGUGCUUAGCCGAGUUGAAUCGUGAGCGAGCGAGGUAGAGAGGUUAAUCCCACUUUUUUUUUUUUUUUAAGCCCCUCUCAGACUCAGUCCCCCCCCUCCCUUUAAUUUAUUUUCAAUAUUUCCGAUGAAUUUCAAUUUUUUUUUUUUUUUUUAACUUUGUUGGAACUCAAUGUCAUGUCUUAGAGUUUUUCCCUUUUUUUCUUGGGGGAUGAAGAGAAUGCGCGUGAUCUGUAAUUAUUUUUUAAUAAAUAAUGGCGAGCAUUCUCACAGCUUUUUGUUUGUUU
Messenger RNA from Juglans regia (Persian walnut), 2481 nucleotides. RefSeq names its product DELLA protein GAI-like. The coding region runs from base 315 to 2138 and encodes 607 amino acids. Lineage: Eukaryota; Viridiplantae; Streptophyta; Magnoliopsida; Fagales; Juglandaceae. The record is from RefSeq and is a predicted model, not a curated record. Gene Ontology annotation, biological process: regulation of reactive oxygen species metabolic process; hyperosmotic salinity response; jasmonic acid mediated signaling pathway. The transcript has a single exon. Gene Ontology annotation, molecular function: DNA-binding transcription factor activity; sequence-specific DNA binding. Gene Ontology annotation, cellular component: nucleus.